CGGUGAAACAAAAUGGCUGAUCCACUGAAGAGCAGAAAUAAACAAAAAGAAAGAUAAUUUCCUGAAAUGAAAUAUCAUGGCAGGAAUGGUCAUUGAAUUUUCAGAAGAAAAGCGCUCAAAGUUAGCAAAAUUUGUCGGAAUCUCGCACUGGAUUUGUAUAUUGCCAUCUUUCAUUUGUCUGUUGUUAGCAUUAUAUAUUCAGCUGGUUAUAGAAGACAAAAUAUCGUUCAUCGAAGACUACAAUGGCGCAAUUCUUCCCGGUUUCCUUGUAUUUAGCGGAUUUUUCGGACUGUUCACACAUAUUUUAUGUGGUAAAGUGGCAUAUUCCAAUAGGAUACCAGAGAAACGGGCAAAAUGGACGAGAUGUUUGCUUCCUGCAGUUAUCGCGACAGCGAUAAUAUUUCUAGCAGAAUUCAUCUCGGGAAUAAUGUGUUUUGCUCAUAUUCAAAAUUUGGAGGAAUCCUUUGAUUCCGGUAUUAGACUUGCAAUGGUCGCUUAUAAGGACGAUAUGACCACGAAAGAGGAAAUGGACAAGUUGCAGAUGGCGUAUGAAUGUUGUGGUAGUAAGUCUUAUCAAGAGUGGUUUUCUGUCGCAUGGAUUCAUCCAGACUACAUGAACUCCGUUAAAACACAUGCAAGCAUGAAGAUCCUUAGGAGAGUGAUCAAUGACGACGUUCCGUUCAGUUGUUGCAGCCCGCACGUGCUACGCCCGUGCAUUCGCCAUCACGUGCAUGACAACGAUUUACACUUCAAUUAUGACUAUCGCAAGAGCACAACUUUACAUACCACAGGAUGCACGGAAAAAUUGAUGGCGUUUUAUGAGCAUUCAGUCUUGCUGAUGGCUGGAUCUCUGGUGCUGAGCCUUUCAUUUAUACAGCUGGUGUUGACCAUAUGCUUGCGGUUUCUGCAAACAGCAGUAACUUCAGUGUCUGCCGAUGAUCCAGAAGGCCCGUCCGUAGGAUAUUUGUUUAGCGGUCCUAAAAAACAAUCGGGUUUAGACACCACCAUCACAUCAACCGAGGGCGAGACUCUUCUUGACACAACAGCGGAUACAACCUUAACUUUUGAUGACGACGAAUUUGACGGAGAACGCUAUGUUGACAUGGAUGGCGCUAGUGCAGAGCCAUUGUACGAAAAUGUUGAUAUCGACGGAGCUAGUGCAGAACCUUUCUACGAAAAUGUUGCCCCGUUUGAAACUGGGCUAGAUGAAGAACACAUUUAUAACGAAGGUGAUGUUGAAGAUUAUCUUGCCAGCAAGUUUGCUCACUCCAGGGAAAAAUUUGAACAUAUUCCUGAAUCAGAAUUUGAUGAAAUACCCCCUGCAUACAUGGCUCCUCCUCCUCCUCCUCCUCCCCCGCCUCCGGAUGUUAAUUUUAAUAGAUCAAGACCGAGUCUUACAAAAGUUCGAUCGAACUAUGGCAGUUAUAUGGCUAUGAACAUUUCAAAUUCAUCGUGUGCGUCAACUCGGCAUUUGACAUCAGAAAAAGUACCAAAAAGUCACCGAAAACGCCACAAAGGGUUACGCGUGAAAAAACGGUCACCUCCAAGUCCGACUUUCCAAACUAGCAGUCCAAAGGAUACAUACAUUAUCAAUAUGGCCCAGGGUAUGUCUCCUUAUUUAAAGAGGUCGUUUUCCGGACCUAGUCAUACAGAUCCUGAACGUAUACGUCUGAUUGGGACACAUUCCUUUAGCCGAUCUCCACAAAGAGCGAAAUGUUUACAUGAAACUAAUCCACCUAAAAUAUACUCUUCUUGUUUGUACAAACACGGCUCGACGCAGAUUUCACCACGAAGGGUGUCGCCUAAUAAGCGAGGUACAGAGAAGUCCCCGGACAUGGUAACUUUGGGAUUUGGAAAACGACGGUCUCCGCUAAAGAGGCAGUCCCCUUUUCGCCGUGUCUCCCCACAGAAAACAAGUUUUAAGUCGGGAGUUUCCUACGAAUGUAAUCAUGCAUAUGAUUAGUGUAGAAUGUGAAAAAUAUACGUUUUUAUACUUAACAAUGUAUAUAACAGUGCAGGCAAAGUAAAUUACACUCGUAUAUUAUAUUGUAUAGAUGUACAUACUCGCAACAUUAUGUAUAUAUUUCAGUAAUUAAAUGCGGUAACACCUCA
Mercenaria mercenaria is the source of this 2112-nucleotide messenger RNA. RefSeq lists its product as uncharacterized. Gene Ontology annotation, cellular component: membrane. Gene Ontology annotation, biological process: visual perception. The record is from RefSeq and is a predicted model, not a curated record. Lineage: Eukaryota; Metazoa; Mollusca; Bivalvia; Venerida; Veneridae. The transcript has 4 exons. Bases 77 to 1963 code for a protein of 628 amino acids.